Molecule: messenger RNA, 2194 nt
Organism: Hydra vulgaris (swiftwater hydra)
Lineage: Eukaryota; Metazoa; Cnidaria; Hydrozoa; Anthoathecata; Hydridae
Source: RefSeq, a predicted model, not a curated record
CUGACAUUAAAAUUCGUCACAAAUAUAAAACUAUUUUUUUAAUUAUAACAUUAAAAUUCACAGUUUAAAGUAUAUGAAGAGCGUACUAACAUGAACCUGUUUUUUAAAUAUAACUUUUUUACGAUAAGAAUGGCGUUGGUAUUUUUACUGCUCCAUAGACAUGUUUAUAGUGCUGUUGAAAUGUAUUCUUUUUAUGGGUCAUAUGAACUGAAAAACGACAGUCUUAUUACAACAUUCAGCGUCUUUCCCAAAGAAUAUGAAAUAACAUUUGAAGUUUUUUUAAGCUCGUUUACAUCUGGAAACAAUUAUUGUAAGUGUGCAAACUUGUUUCGAUUCACCAAUGGUACUGAUGAUAUCAAAGCCUACGGUGAUAGACUUUUGGCUGCAUGGUUUUUUAAUUCUGGAAAUUUAACUUAUGAUUCAUCUAUUAAUGGUAUUACUUAUCGAGUGGAAUCUGGUCCGUUUAGCCUAGGAUGGAAAAAGUUUAAUAUAAGUCAAUUACUUUUUCAUGGAGCCUAUAUUUCAACUAUACAAAUUAAUGGUGUAACAAUCUCAUCAGUAACAAAUAAUGAUGCUAGAGAGUUUUACAAUGUGAAAUUAUAUUUUUCUGAUCGGUAUUAUUUAACGCAACCUGGGCAUGCAAGGAGUCUUUUAGUGACAAAAGGAUGUUCAGGACUUAGGUGAAUGCACACAAAUUUGUAACUGGACAAAGGAUAUUAGCAUCAACAAUAACAUUUGUACAUGUGAAUCGGGUUGGUUUUUGGGUAUAAACAAUUAUAGUUGUGUUGACAUAAAUGAAUGCAAUAGUUUCAAUAUACCUUGUAAUUGGACUAAUAGUGUUUGUAAAAAUACUGCAGGAAGUUAUAUAUGUUCAUGUGAAUCUGGCUGGAGUUUAAAUGAGAAUAAUGAUAGCUGUGUUGACAUAAAUGAAUGCAAAAGUUUGAAUAUACCUUGUAAUUGGACAAACAGUGUUUGUAAAAAUACUGCAGGAAGCUUCAUUUGUUCAUGUGCAUCUGGCUGGAGUUUAAAUGAGAACAAUGGUAGCUGUGUUGACAUAAACGAAUGCUAUAGUUUAAAUAUACCUUGCAAUUGGACAAACAGUGUUUGUAAGAAUACUGCAGGUAGCUUUAUAUGUUCAUGUGCAUCUGGCUGGAGUUUAAAUGAGAACAAUGAUAGCUGUGUUGACAUAAAUGAAUGCGAUAGUUCAAUUAAGCUUUGCAAUUGGGCAGAUUGUGUUUGUGAAAAUACUGUGGGAAGCUACGUUUGUUCAUGUGCAUCUAACAUGAGUUUAGAUAAGAAUAAUGCUAGCUUUGUUGGAAAUUUAACCGAGUGGAGUGAAUGUAGUGAAACAUGUGGGUAUGGUUAUAAAUACCGUUAUUUAAAAACUUUAUUAUCUUCUCACCAAAAUGAAUCACAGCUUGUUGAAACAUGCAUGAAUCAAAAAUGUCCAGUGGAUGGAAAAUGGAGUACAUGGGUUAACUUCGAAUCUUGUUCAAAUCAAUGUGGCAUCUGCUUUACUAAGCGAAAAAGAACUUGUAGUAAUCCAGAACCUGCCGAAGAUGGAUAUGAUUGUUUGGGCGCUAAUCUUGAUAUUCAAUAUAUAGAUAAUGGCAUUUUAUGUCCAGUUCAUGGGGGGUGGACGCAAUGGUCAUUGUGGUCUUUAUGCAGUCAACCAUGUCAUGGUUUACAAACAAGGCAUCGUAGUUGCACAAAUCCAAUACCAAAAUAUAAUGGUCUACCAUGCAGUGGAAACAAUACAGAACAUAGUACUUGUUAUUCUUAUGAAUGCAAAAAAGUAUCCUUAAAUCUAAAUAUGAUUUUUAUGGACGAAGAGUACAUAGAGCAAUAUUAUGAUCCUACAAAUGAACCAUCGUUGAAUCUAAACAACCGAUUUAAAGCUGCGAUGCGAAAUCUUUAUAACAAAUACAAUAACAAUGUUCAGUUUGACGUAAAGUUACUGUCUAUAAAGGAUGGAAUAUCAAUAAUAAAAGAUAAAAUAAACGAAUCAAGAUUGCCUUAACUACGUUAGUUGACUAUUUUUAGUUGUUAUAAAUGUGCUCAUCGACUACAUUUGUUACUAACACAAUUCUUUUAUGCAAAAGUCUUAAACCUACUAUGAUAUCGAUAUGAAUAAUUACAAACAAUACUCUGCGUUAUUUAUCAUAUUUAUGUGUAAAAUAUUUUAUUUUUUAAA